UGAUCUGCGCGCUUUUCGGUGGAGGAUGGAGAAACGCAGACCGGAGGGACUGCUGGCUCUGCCGUCCCCGCUACGGACGCCAACACUGGGUACGAUGCCCCGGAGGGAGCCGGGCAGGACCUCCGGACGCCAGGACGCCGAGGACAGCGCGCGGAGACGCCCGUGCCCGUCCUUGUCGCUGGGGGGCGUCGGCGAACCCGCCUCUCUGCGCCAGCGCAACGAGCGCGAGCGGCAGCGCGUGCGCUGCGUGAACGAGGGCUACGCGCGCCUCCGCCAGCACCUGCCGCGCGAGCUGGCGGGCCAGCGGCUCAGCAAGGUGGAGACGCUGCGCGCCGCCAUCGGCUACAUCAAGCACCUGCAGGAGCUGCUGGAGCGCCACCGGCGGGACUGCAACAGCGAUGGCGAGUCCAAAGCGUCCUCCGGGGCCUCGCCCUGCAGCGAGCCGGAGGAGCGCGGCUAGCAGCGCCCUCAUCCACCAGGUUUUCAUGGUAACUGAUUUCUUCUGUGGGCCAAAUCGUAAGGAUUAAGUGCUUC
Molecule: messenger RNA, 534 nt
Organism: Phodopus roborovskii (desert hamster)
Lineage: Eukaryota; Metazoa; Chordata; Mammalia; Rodentia; Cricetidae
Gene: Ascl4
Product: achaete-scute family bHLH transcription factor 4
Exons: 1
Coding region: 26-460 (144 amino acids)
Biological process (GO): developmental process; regulation of transcription by RNA polymerase II
Molecular function (GO): DNA-binding transcription factor activity, RNA polymerase II-specific; RNA polymerase II transcription regulatory region sequence-specific DNA binding; protein dimerization activity
Source: RefSeq, a predicted model, not a curated record